Oncorhynchus nerka (sockeye salmon) is the source of this 14831-nucleotide messenger RNA. Its product is annotated as piezo-type mechanosensitive ion channel component 2-like. The record is from RefSeq and is a predicted model, not a curated record. The coding region runs from base 1 to 9135 and encodes 3044 amino acids. Gene Ontology annotation, cellular component: membrane. Gene Ontology annotation, molecular function: mechanosensitive monoatomic ion channel activity. The transcript has 58 exons. NCBI's taxonomy places the organism in Eukaryota, Metazoa, Chordata, Actinopteri, Salmoniformes, Salmonidae.
AUGGCGUCCGAGGUGGUCUGCGGGCUGAUCUUCAGAUUGCUUCUUCCAAUAUGUUUAGCAACAGCUUGCUUGUUCCGGUACAAUGGGCUAUCAUUCGUCUACCUCAUCUACCUCCUCCUUAUCCCCCUCUUCGCUGAGCCCACCAGCACAACCAUGCAGGGCCACACGGGGCGCCUGCUCAUGUCCCUGUGCUUCAGCAGUCUCAGCUUCCUGCUCUUCCACAUCAUCUAUCAGAUCACUGUCAACAGUCUACUGGCCGGGAACAACAUAGACCGCGCCUUCAACUGUUCAACGUGGGAGAAAUCUAUACGUCAAAUUGGCUUCGAAAGUGUGAUAGGUGCAGAUGCAGGGAACGGUAUCCGUGUGUUCCUCCCUGACAUAGGGAUGUUCUUAGCAGGGCUGGCCUGCUGGCUGCUGUGUCGUAGUCUGUUUCAGAAGAGACCGCCAGAGGACAUGGCCCAGGACAACACUGACUACGAACCGGAGGGAGAGGAAGAGGAAGAGGAAAAGCUGAGCCUUGAUGACAACAUCCUGUUGGAUGAGGACUUUGAGGCUGGGUACGAGGCUGGAGAAGAGGAGGAGGAAGAGAUGGAGGAGGAAGAGGGGGAAGAUGAUGAAGAGGAGGAGGAGAGCAACAAGAUGAAGAUUCUGCGUCACAUUGCGGGCGUGGCGUCUAAAGUGAAGGAGAUCAUUGGGAAUCUGAUCACCACCGCGGGAAAAGUGGUGGUCACUAUACUGUUAGGAGUCACAGGUAUCACGCUGCCCUCCCUGACGUCUGCGGUCUAUUUCUUCGUGUUUCUGUUCCUGUGUACGUGGUGGUCGUUCUGCCGCACCUUCGACACCCUCAUCUUCAGCUGUAUGUGUGUCCUCAUGGCCAUAUUCAGCGCUGGACACCUGGUCGUCCUCUACCUCUAUCAGUUUCAGUUCUUCCAAGAGAGCAUCCCUCCAGAGGACAGCUACAUCAGUCUGUUCGGCAUCUCAUCCAUCAUCCAGACUGACUGCUCCUCCACGUGGAGGAUGAUAGUUAACCCUGAUCUGGCCUGGUACCACUUUGUUAACCCCAUUAUGCUGCUGCUGCUGUACUACACCCUGGCCACUCUCAUACGCCUCUGGCUCCAGGAACCUAUAGAGGAGGAUGAAGAAGAGGAGGGAGAGGACGGAGAGGAAGAGGAGGAGGUGGUUGGGAACGGCACCAGGAACUCUGCGGACAAGAGGAGACAGCUGUGGUGGAAAGCUCACCAACGCACAGAGGAAAGAAACCUGCUUUCUACCCAGGAUGGCUACAGUACAUCUGAGGGGUUGGCUGCAAAGUCCAACGGGACGUCUUGUGACAUCUCCACCCUAAACUCGGUGGAGAAUAGACCGGUCGGUCUGGACCUGUACUCCACCCCACAGUAUAAAAUGGACCAAACCAAUGACAUUACAGAGAAGAAGAAUGGAAGUGUGUAUGACGUCAAUCCAACCGUGGGUGGAGAGACUGCUGGGAUGGAGGAGGAGGAGGAGAAGAAGGAACAGGGCGAUGAGGACGAGGAGGAGGAGGAGAAGGAGGGCAGAGUGAAUGCUGUAGUAACAGUGUUCAGGUUCAUUAUGAAGCAAAGCUAUAUCUGUGCUCUCAUAGCCAUGAUGGCGUGGAGCAUCACGUAUGUUAGCUGGCUGACGUUUGUGUUCCUGAUGUGGUCGUGUAUGUUGUGGAUGGUGAGGGACCGUCGUCGUUACACCAUGCUAACCUCUCCCUUCAUGGUGCUCUACGGGAACCUGCUCAUUGUGCUGCAGUACAUCUGGAGCUUUGAGCUGCUGGAGCCCGUGCCUGGACUCUUCCUCAAGAAGGACGUGCCCUUCAGUGAACUGGGAUCCAAGGUCCUGUGUCUGUUGAGCUUCUGGCUGCUGCUGAGACAGACUCUGACAGAGAGAAAGGACAAGCAGAGAGAGGAGGAUGCUGUACUCACUGACGUACAUGUGGAUGACCAACCCAAGAAGAAAGAGGAAGAGGAGGAUGAGGAAGGAGGGGAGCAGGAUAUCAUGCAGGUUCUGGGGAACAUGGUGAUGGAGAUGCUGGUGAAAUACUGGAUCUAUAUCUGUGGAGGGAUGUUCUUCUUCGUCAGCUUCGAGGGACGCAUGGUCAUGUAUAAGAUCAUCUACAUGAUGCUCUUCCUCUUCUGUGUGGCGCUCUAUCAGGUGCACUAUGAGUACUGGAGGAGGAUCCUGAAGUACUUCUGGAUGUCUGUGGUGGUCUACACCAUGCUGGUCCUCGUCCUGGUCUACACCUUCCAGUUGGAGACUUCUCUACCCUUCUGGUCUAACAUGACUGGCAUGAGCAAAGAGAAACUGAUGGACCUGGGGCUAGAACAGUUCUCCGUACCGAUGCUCUUCACACGUAUCUUCAUCCCCACCUCCUUCCUCCUGGUGUGUAUCCUUCACCUUCACUACUUCCAUGACCGCUUCCUGCUGCUCACUGACCUGAAGGCUGUGGCCCAAAAACAGGACAGCACCAUCUACAGUCAUGCUAAAGUCAAUGGUCGCGUGUAUCUGAUCAUGAACAGCAUCAAGCAACACAUUUCCUCUCCACAGAGCAAACUGGUACACCAGGAUGGAAGCCUGGCUGACAUCACCAUGCUCAGCAUCUCUUCUGGAGAAGGAGUGAUACGAGCAGACGACAAGAAAGAGAAGAAGAAGGAGGGAACCCUGGUGGUGGUGAUGCAGGAGAAAGAUGGAGGGAUGAAGCAGAAAGGAGGCCUCCAUCAGUCUAUAGACCUGCGUCAGUCAUUCGGAAAGUCGUUUGAGUUGCAUCAGUCGUUCCAUAAGUCGUUUGAGUCCAGUGCAGGGUCGGGGGGGAGUGGCCAAUGCAGUGUGGGAACUGAGCCAGAUCCCUCCACAGAAAACACUACCUCAGACCUAAAGAAUAAGUGGCACCUGGUGGUGGACCGUCUGACUGUGCUGUUCCUCAAGUUCCUGGAAUAUUUCCACAAGCUGCAGCUCUUCAUCUGGUGGCUCCUAGAGAUACACAUCAUCAAGAUCGUCUCUUCAUAUAUCAUACUGGUCUCUGUCAAGGAGGUGUCCUUGUUCAACUAUGUGUUCCUGGCGUGCUGGGCCUUCGCUCUACCCUUCGGUCAGUUCAGACCCCUGGCCUCCAGUAUCUGUACAGUCUGGACCUGUGUUAUCGUCGUCUGUAAGAUGUUGUACCAACUGGAAUCUAUACAACCUGCCUCUUACUCCAAGAACUGCUCCAUGCCAAUGAACUACACAGACAAACAGAGAGAAGAGAUGAAAGACUCUCUGCUGUACAAGGAGCCAGUAGACCCGUCCAACUGGGUCGGACUCAACAAAAUCAAACCUCUACUGGAGAACCUUAGGAACAACCUGCUGAUGUUGGCCAUGCUGGCGUUUGAGGUGACCAUCUACCGUCACCAGCAGUACUACAGACUGAGGAACAAGCUCACCGCGCCCGCCGCUCGCAUCAUCUUCCAUGACAUCACGCGGCAACACCUCGACAACGGCAUCGUCAACUGUGCCAAGUACUUCAUCAACUACUUCUUCUACAAGUUCGGGCUGGAGACAUGCUUCCUACUGGCGGUGAAUGUGAUUGGCCAGCGUAUGGACUUCUAUGCUGUGCUGCAUGCCUUCUCUCUGAUAGCCGUGAUGUACAGACGUAGGAGGAAAGCUAUAGCUGAGAUCUGGCCUAAAUACUGUUGUUUCCAGGCCUGUAUUCUAACCUGGCAGUACUUUGUGUGCAUCGGGAUACCACCUGCAGCUUGCAAAGACUACCCAUGGAGGUUCCCAAACUCUGCAAUGGACUCCAACGUCAUCAAGUGGCUUUAUUUCCCUGACUUCCACACCAACCCCAACCCAAUCUUUCUCGUCUAUGACUUCAUGCUCCUCCUCUGCGCCUCACUCCAGAGGAGUGUAUUUGAUGAGGAGAACAAGGCAGCUGUCCGUCUCAUGGCCGGAGACAACGUGGAGAUCUGCAGAGACCUAGACGCGGCCUCGUUCAGCGUUCACAACCCUGUGCCUGACUUCAUACACUGCAGAUCCUACCUGGACAUGCUGAAGGUGAUUAUGUUCAGCUACCUGUUCUGGUUCGUCCUCACCAUCAUCUUCAUCACCGGCACCACACGUAUCAGCCUCUUCUGUUUGGGCUAUCUGGUGGGAUGUUUCUACUUCCUGCUGUUCGGCGGGGAGCUGCUGCUCAAGCCAAUCAAAAAGAUCCUCCACUACUGGGACUUCCUGAUCGCCUAUAACGUGUUUGUGAUCACCAUGAAGAAUAUCCUGUCUAUCCUGGCCUGUGGCUACAUCAAUGUCCUGGUGGUAAAUAACUGCUGGCUGAUCCAGCUCCUCAGUCUGGCCUGCACCAUCAAGGAGUAUAAGGUCGUGACCUCACUAGCUGCGGACGGUGGUAAGAAGUGUGAUCUGCCCAGCGACGAGGCUGGGAUCAUCUGGGACAGCAUCUGUUUUGCCUUCCUGCUGUUGCAGAGACGCGUCUUCAUGAGUUACUACUUCCUACAUGUGGUGGCUGACAUCAGGGCAUCACAGAUACUGGCCUCCAGAGGGGCUGAAUUGUUCCAGGCUACUAUAGUGAAGGCAGUGAGAGCCAGACUGGAGGAAGAGAACAAGUCUAUGGAGCAGCUGAAGAGACAGAUGGACCGUAUAAAGCAGCGCCAGGAGAAGUUUAAGAGUGGGAAGAAAAAGAUGUUGAGCCUGGCCCAGGAAUCUGGGGACAGAGAGAACCCCAUCCAGCCGCAGGAAUCUGGGGACAGAGAGAACCCCAUCCAGCCACAGGAGCAGGAGGAAGAGGAUGAUGGAGCAGAGCGAGAAAGAGAGAAAGAGAAAGUGAAAGAAACAGAAACAGCCAAGACUAAAAAAAGGCAGUGGUGGCGGCCUUGGGUUGACCACGCCUCCAUGGUGAGAAGUGGAGAUUAUUACUUGUUUGAAACUGACAGUGAAGAAGAGGAGGAAGAGGAGGAGAAAAGAGAGGAUCAAGAGCUGCCCAAGAAGUCAGCGUUUCAGCGAGCUAUUGGGAAGUUUGCCUCAGCCCUUAUAGCUCUGCCCAGAUCUAUCAUUAAACUGCCCAAAACCAUCCUUCAGUAUGUAAUCAGGGCAGCCAAGUUUUUCUACCAUGCCUGGAUAACAGACUCCAAGACGGCCAUGAAGGAACGAGGCAAAGAGAAGCGUAAGUUCUGGAAGAGGUACACCAAGAGAGACAAACACAAGAAGGACAAGAAGGAAGGUCAUGUGACUAUAGAGAUGGAGGAAGAUCCGGAGGGAACACAGGAGAAGAAGUCUGACGGACCAGACAACGUCUUGAAGCGAGUGUUCAACAUAAUCAAGUUCACCUGGGUAUUGUUCCAGACCACGGUGGAGAGCUUCACCAAGUGGAUGAACAAUGUGUGUAGAGAACACAUAGACAUCUCCACCGUGUUGCGCAUUGAGAGAUGCAUGCUCACUAGAGAGGUCAAAAAGGGCAACGUCCCGUCCAGAGAGAGUAUCCAUGUGUUCUACCAGAAGCAGAUGCGUAUGAGCAUGUCUCGGGGGUCCAGCCUGGACCGGCUCAGUGAGGAGGACAGUGCGUCGGGGGGGUCUCACAGGGUCCACAGGAGGAGAGGCGACUAUCGCAUGGAGAGCCAGGACAGCAUGGCAUCGUUGGCAUCACGAGACAGCAUAUCCAGUGCCUACACUGAGGCCACCAUGCUGUUCUCCCGCCAAGACACGCUGGACGAGCUGGACGGAAUGCCGUCAGACGUUCCCAUUCCCAAAACCAGUGAACGUGCCCGGCCAAAACUCCGUAAGAUUUACGGCCUGGACGCCUCCAAAUCAACUGACAGCAGCAGCAGCCAAGUGUCCAGUGAAACGACCCAGUGCAUCACUCUGUACUCCCGGCAGGGCACCACCGACACCAUUGAGGAGGUGGAGGACGAACAGGACCAGGUGGAAAACAGGCUGCACGGACCCUGGGAACACCCACCUCCGGAGGGGUCAGAGGGGGCUAAAGACAGCCCCUGGCGGGGUGGAGGAGAUGGUAGUGAUGGAGAGACCACAGAGGAGAGGAAGCGGUACCAGGGCCAGGGGGAUCCAUGGGGGUCUCCAGGCCCAGGGGAGGGCCCCUCCUUCAGGGUAGAGGAAGGAGCCUCAACCCUCCUGGCCUUACGAGAAGGGUCCCGACCAGGGUCCCAGGACUGUACCACUGACAGUGACGACGGGGGUGUCCAGGACCGGCAAGAAUACUUGAAUAGGGAAGAGCGUGACCGGGCGGGGUUGCUGUACACCCCAGACACGGAUGCUCCAAACACCUCGGAUGCUGAUGUGCCUCCCAGCUACAGCAAGGCGGUGAGCUUUGACCGUCUGGAGGUGAGUGAGGAUGAGAGCGACAGGGACGACAAUCGGAUGAUGGCGAUGACCCCAGACACCAGCCGGUCAGACUAUCUGGACGACCCUUUGCUGCCCUCACGGACCACUGAGCUGACCGCCAGCGAACUGCUGCUCAACAAGAUGUUCCAUGAUGAGGAGCUAGAGCGGUCGGAGCGGUUCUAUGUGGGCCAGCCCCUGGUGCUCCAGUUGGUCUAUGCCCUGUAUAACAUGCUGGUGGCCCACUCUGAGAUGGUGUGUUACCUAGUCAUCAUCCUCAACAACAUGCUGUCAGCCUCCUGCGUCACCCUGGUCCUCCCCAUCCUCAUCUUCCUCUGGGCCAUGCUGUCGGUACCUAGACCCAGUAAGAGGUUCUGGAUGACUGCCAUCGUAUACACUGAGGUCACCAUCGUCAUCAAGUAUUUCUUCCAGUUUGGCUUUUUCCCCUUCAACCAGAACCCGAAGGUGGACGUGAAUAAACCCUACCACCCUCCAAACAUCAUCGGAGUGGAGAAGAAAGAUGGAUACGUCGUCUAUGACCUCAUACAACUUCUGGCGCUCUUCUUCCACAGGUCCAUCCUGAAGUGUCAUGGUCUAUGGGACGAAGACAACCUUAAGGACACCAAGAAGGAGAUCCUCCGCAGGGACACUGAGUCAGAGGACGAUGAGAGGAGGGAGAUGGAGGCCACUCCCGUCCCUUCCACCCACCGCGAGAGGAAGGGGUCCACACAGACCCUCAGGUCUAUAAACCUGGGCAUGGGCACCUCCGUGGACUCUGUACACGUCCCCAUGCACAACCCCCAGCAACAGCAGCAGACCUACCAGAGAAGAAAGAGCUCCAGUGGAGGGUCUCAUAUCUCCCACCGCUCAGUCCACUCUGUACGCUCCAAGAGAGGCAGCACUAACUCCAGGAACAGUAGCCAUAGAGACGGGAGCGAGUCAGUGCAGCAGAAGACUAAGAAACAGCUGAUCAAGGAGAAACUCAGAGAACAGAUGAUCAAAGCCAAGACCUUCACUAUCAAAAGGACCAUGGAGGUGUACCUGCCCAUCCGUCAGUUCUUCUACAACCUGGUCCAUCCAGAGUACAGCGCUGUAACAGACGUCUAUGUUCUAAUGUUCCUGGCCGACACCGUCGACUUCAUCAUCAUCGUCUUCGGCUUCUCUGCUUUUGGGAAACACUCAGCGGGAGCAGACAUCACUUCGUCCCUGUCGGAGGACCAGGUUCCCGGAGCCUUCCUGGUGAUGGUUCUGAUCCAGUUUGGGACCAUGGUGGUGGACCGGGCCCUGUACCUCAAGAAGACAGUGCUGGGGAAGGUCAUCUUCCAGGUGAUCCUGGUGUUCGGGAUCCACUUCUGGAUGUUCUUCAUCCUCCCCGGACUCUCAGAUAGGCGUUUCAAUGAGAACACAGUAGCCAAGCUAUGGUACUGUAUCAAGUGUAUCUACUUUGGGCUGUCAGCCUAUCAGAUCCGCUGUGGCUACCCCACCAGAGUCCUGGGUAACUUCCUCACCAAGAGCUACAACUACGCCAACCUCUUCCUGUUUCAAGGGUUCCGUCUGAUCCCGUUCCUGACUGAGCUGCGUGCGGUGAUGGACUGGGUCUGGACCGACACCUCUCUGUCUUUAUCCUCUUGGAUCUGUGUGGAAGACAUCUACGCUCACAUCUUCGUCCUCAAGUGCUGGAGGGAGUCAGAGAGGAGAUACCCCCAGCCGCGGGGCCAGGCGAAGAAGCCGGUGGUGAAGUACGGGAUGGGAGGGAUGAUCGUCAUGCUCUUGAUCUGUAUCAUCUGGUUCCCUCUACUCUUCAUGUCUCUGGUCAAGUCUGUGGUGGGGGUGGUCAACAAACCACUGGACGUCUCCUUCUCCAUCACCCUGGCCGGGUUCCAGCCCAUCUUCACAAUGAGUGCUCAGCAGAACCAGCUCAGAGAAGUCUCCAACCAUGAAUUCCAUAACACAUUCAUGAGGUCAUACCUCAGCGACCCUGAAGCGAUGCAGUGGUUGGAGUCCUACAUGCCAGAGGACCUGACCAUAGCUGAGUUGGAGGGCAGCUCUAACAGUCUGUGGACCAUCAGUCCUCCCAGUAGAACUAACAUCAUGAAGAUGCUCAGCUCCAAGGAGCAGUUCCCCAUCACUGUAGCUUGGUCUGUCCAACGGAACCCGACUCUGGGAGCGAAGGCUGAGUUUUCUACAGGGAAGAAGGUGAUGUUUCUGGAUGAUAAGACCAAGCUGGAGCUAUUCCUACUGCUCAAUGGGACCAGAAAAGACGGAGUGGUGAUAAAACAUGGCUUCCAACGGUAUCUCCGAGCCCCUACUGACUCUGAGGCCAAACCUAUAGAACAGCUGUCUACAGAGGAAGUAUCCAUCACUUUGGCAUUAGAGCGUUUACAUAAUGACUCAGAGGGGGUCCAGGAGUGGUGGAUCGUGAAUCAGACUAGUCCGGGAAAGAUCAACGUUCGUAGCCCCAAGAAUCUGUACAACGCUGGGCUGGAGCUCUAUGUCUUCAGCGAUCAGGUCAGCCCUCCUAGUCUGGGCUUUCUGGCUGGAUACGGGAUCAUGGGUCUGUACGCCUCCGUGGUGCUCGUCAUCGGUAAGUUCGUCCGUGAGUUCUUCAGCGGUAUCUCCCACACCAUCAUGUUCGAGGAGCUGCCCAACGUGGACCGUAUCCUGAAGCUCUGCACCGACAUCUUCCUGGUCCGAGAGACGGGAGAGCUGGACCUGGAGGAAGACAUGUACGCUAAACUCAUCUUCCUCUAUCGCUCGCCUGAGACUAUGAUCAAAUGGACCAGGGAAAAGACUCAGUGAGCUUGGCUGUAAAAGGCUAGAAGUUUCAAUCCCCUUUCAAUGUGGAUAGAAGUUUAAAAGUAUUAACCUCCCACUGGUCUCUGGGAUGUUGAAGUUAUGGAUGGGACUCGAUCAGUCCAGACAGACCGUUUUUGCUGACACUUUAGUCAGUUCUUAACUGUUAGUAAUUUUUAUGGAAGUAGACCUCCGAGGAGGAAGGAAGGGCCAAAGCUUGCCGGCCCCUGUUGCAACAAAAAAAAGAAACUUCUUCGAUUUCAUUUCAGCAAGCCAUGACACCGACCAGCUCAGAUUUUUCUGAAAUAGUCUGUAGUUUGAUAAAGAUGAUAUAAACAUUCCUGCAACAUUAUUUUGUUGAAAGACAAUUUGAAAUCUGAGAAAUUAAGCUAAUUGAUUGCACACAAAUCAUCCAUUUCAAUUUAAAUACCAAACAUCCAAUUUGGACCAAACCACUUAUUUGGAUUUGUUUGGGGGGGGUUACAGGCACAACAUGCAUGUCAAUUUACACAUCUAGUUUAUACCACAUGUACCCACAGCCAAACAUCACCCCCAACUCCCCAUCCCAUUCCCCCCCAGCCCAACAUCACCCCCAACUCCCCAUCCCAUUCCCCCAGCCAAACAUCACCCCCAACUCCCCAUCCCAUUCCCCCCAGCCCAACAUCACCCCCAACUCCCCAUCCCAUUCCCCCAGCCAACAUCACCCACAACUCCCCAUCCCAUUUCCCCUCAUGUCUCCAUCCAAUCCCCCUGCAGCCUCUCCCCCUAGUUAGGACUGACGUGUAAAUAUUUAAAAAAGGAGUUGCCUAGUCAUGUGUAUGUGUCUCUCAAAUCUUGUAAUGUUUUUAAACCAUUACUGUCCAUGAUAUCAGCAAGGGUACAGAUUCCACAUUUGGACCAUUGGGGUGAUGUAAAAUACCGCCGUCCAGAUCGCAAGGCAUUAUUGUGAAAUAUUGGACUAUGGGUAUUCCAUUUUGAUUCCCAGUUACAUUGUUUUUCAAUUUUGCGCCGAAUAUAGAUUGUGUUCGCAAUAAUAGGAUCAUUUACAUUGUUUGAGGGAUAUAUCAAUGACGACCACCUCUUCCAGGGCAAUAGGAUACACCAUAUUUCUCUCUAUACUCAACCAGAGGACAGAAGAAUCAUGUCUAAACCAAUUUAGGAUGGGACGAAAAGCUAGUGUCUGGAAAUACCAUUUAAAGUUUGGUACAGAUGGUCCACUUCCUGUUAUUACUGAGGGAUCGGAAUAUAGUAUUUGAAUCACAUUAAUGAAAUUGGAGCCAAGUCCCAUAUGUUACAAAACCGACCAAAGAUAUGAUCAUUCUAGUAUAUCAAAAGAUAUGACUAUUGUGGUCUAUCAAAAGAUAUGACCAUUCUGGUCUAUCAAAAGAUAUGAUCAUUCUAGUCUAUCAAAAUAUAUGAUCAUUCUAGUCUAUCAAAAGAUAUGACCAUUUUGGUCUAACAAAAGAUAUGAUCAUUCUAGUCUAUCAAAAGAUAUGAUCAUUCUAGUCUAUCAAAAUAUAUGAUCAUUCUAGUCUAUCAAAAGAUAUGACCAUUCUGGUCUAACAAAAGAUAUGAUCAUUCUAGUCUAUCAAAAGAUAUGACCAUUCUAGUCUAUCAAAAGAUAUGAUCAUUCUAGUCUAUCAAAAGAUAUGAUCAUUCUAGUCUAUCAAAAGAUAUGAUCAUUCUAGUCUAUCAAAAGAUAUGACCAUUCUAGUCUAUCAAAAGAUAUGAUCAUUCUAGUCUAUCAAAAGAUAUGAUCAUUCUAGUCUAUCAAAAGAUAUGAUCAUUCUAGUCUAUCAAAAGAUAUGAUCAUUCUAGUCUAUCAAAAGAUAUGACCAUUCUAGUCUAUCAAAAGAUAUGAUCAUUCUAGUCUAUCAAAAGAUAUGACCAUUCUAGUCUAUCAAAAGAUAUGAUCAUUCUAGUCUAUCAAAAGAUAUGACCAUUCUAGUCUAUCAAAAGAUAUGAUCAUUCUAGUCUAUCAAAAGAUAUGACCAUUCUAGUCUGUCAAAAGAUAUGACCAUUCUAGUCUAUCAAAAGCUUGUUCUGUGUUGAGGGCUAGAACUGCCCAAGGAGCUUUGGUUUCUGAUGAAGCAUGCUAGAUAUGUAAUAGAUGGUGUUUUUUUUAACAAACCCGCUUUGGUCCGCAUGUACACCAAUUUGGGUAAGUUUCGAGACAGGAUGACAGAAUAAAUAUAUAUAUAUAUAUAUAUAUAUUAUCUGUGUUUAUCAAAGAUAGGGGGGCGACUGGGUGGUUUCCUUAACUUAAAAAAAAAUUAAAAUUAAAAUGAAAUUAGUGGUGUAUUUGCAUCCCUUCUAAAUAAACCUUUGUGAACUGCUUUGUUCAUCAUUUCAAUUAACAGUGGACCUAAUUGGUUCCAACAUGUUAAAUAGACCUCAGGAAGAAUAUCAUCCGAACCAGAUGAUGUGUCUUUAUCCAUGGCAUCCAUGGUAUCCAAUGCCCUUUUUGAGUUCAUGGAGAGAGAUUUGGGCUCCCAGCGAGCUGGUUUCCUCAAUUGCGAGGAAGAGGAGUUUGUAUAUCUUUUUGAAAACAACUUGAUCUAGAUCGGUGUGGGUUUACAAUCAGAACUGUACAAUUCUUUAUAGAAACGGGAAGUAUCUUUGGUUGAUUCAUUUGAGUUCUGAUAGUAAUUCAGAUUCAGUAGUUUGCAAUGUCCCGAUAAUUGAUCAUUGCUGUGUAGUUUUACUGGGUCCGUUACCAUGGAAAUAAUGGUGGAGUCUAACUCCAUGGAUGGAACAUUCUACGGUCUGUCAAUACUAUUGACCAGAUAUUUUGGAUUCCUCACUUCUUAAUCAUUGCAGAGAAGAAGUUUGGUCCAAAUUGGAUGUUGGAAUUUUGAAAAGAAUCCUAUACACUUCAAUUGCCAAUUUGGGAUGCAUUCAAUUAGCUUAAUUCCUCAGAGUUCAAAAAGUCUUUCAACAAAUAUAAUGUUUCAGGAAUGCUAAACUUCUCUGUUUCUAACUACAGAAACGAUUUCUGAAAAAUCUGAGAUGUUGGGUGUGGAAAUCUUAUUUCUUGUGCUUUUUUUUUGUGUUUUUUGUUUGAGGUGGAAGAAUUAAACUGCCUUAGGACACAAAAACACUAUUGGACAAUAAAGUGACUGAGGCGUCAAGAAACAAAGAGAGUUGGGACAACGAAACAGGGUCUUCUCUGAUCACACACGGGAGGGCGAUGAUUUAGAGCUAAAGAGCUGUAACACCAAUGUCCUGUGAGACGACAGCGACUUCAUCCCUGUCCCUGUCUCGUUCCUAGUUGUCUUUGCUGACAACAGCAGUGUGGAUUAUACAGGUCAGUGUUUUAAUGAAAAAAGGGCUUCCCACCAAUGGAUGAUGACCAUGAGGAGGAACUUACAUAGGAUUGGUCUGUUCAGAUUUCCAACUUCUUCCCCAUUGGAGCUCCUGGAUUGUGGGGUUGUGCAAUGCAAUAUUAUAGAGCUCUUCUUCAAGGCCUACUUUUAGACUGACAUUUUGAACUACGUUGUCAUGGUUACGUACGAGGCAGCUUCUCACCAAGACUAUAGUCGAUUGCGCCAUCUGAGGCUAUGAUAAGGCAGACAGCUACUUAAAUGCAUUGUUCGACAAUCUAUUACAUGCCUUAUUUGGUUUGUUUGUAUGAGCAACUAAACCUGUGUAGGAUUGGAAAAUUGCAGUAACUUUUCCCACAAAUUAACACAGGUUUUUCCAGAAAUUCCAGUUGGAGAAUUCCCAGAAUGAGGAAGGAAUAAGCAGAAAUUCCAGAAUCCUCCAACCAGGAUUUCAGGAAAACCUGGGAAUUUUGUGGAAAGUUAACCAGAAUUUUGGAAUCCUUAAACCUGCGUUAAUUAUUGGAUAUGAUCUCUCUCAGGAAAAGAGUUGUUGUUUCAUCAUGAAAGGGUUCAUGCUUAUUCAUUCCAAUGUCUAGAACAGAAACAUUCAUUUGAUGUAAUGGGGUUGAAUGAAUGCAUUUUUAAAGAUCAUAAACAUAAUUAAAUAUAAUUUGAAAAAAGCAUGAAAUGAGACUAGAGGUCACGGUCAAUGUUGUUAUUAACUUGAGAUGGAUCUAUUUCCUGGUUAUUAUUAUUGACCAAGAGACAACAACUCUAGACUGUACAUAACUGAGAAGAUUAACCUUGUGGCCUCCUGUCUGUGUAUACAGAGGCAGAUAUCGCAGUGGUUUUAAAUAGAUGGAUGGUCAGAGGUUGACAUUUUUGGGACAAUUUUGGGAUACUGGCUAUGUUUAGGAUAGAGAUUAUGUUUAGGAUAGAGAUUAUGUUUAGGAUAGAGGUUAUGUUUAGGAUAUGUUUAGGAAACAGGAUAUGUUUAGGAUACAGGUUAUGUCCACAAUGAUUAUAACAUGUUAUAAUGCUGGUCUAUUCGACUCGAAGGACCAAUUUAUCUGAGAGGAAACUUAGUCAAUAUUUUCCAGUUGGAGCAGAGCCAAGGGGAGGGGGGGCAGGUUUUUGACGUUUUGAGUCAGGGUAUCAUCAAGCUACUGGACUGGCGCAUUCUCAUGGACACUGGUGAUGCACAAUAAUAUUAUUAUUAUCAUUUUUCAACUUCUUCCAUGGUUUGUAGAACUCCCACCUCAUGAACAGGAUGACUUCCGUAUGACUUCGUUAUGACUUCGUUAUGACUUUGUUGUGACUUCGUUAUGACUUCGUUAUGACUUCGUUGUGACUUCCGUAUGACUUCGUUAUGACUUCGUUGUGACUUCGUUAUGACUUCGUUAUUCGUUAUGGCUUCGUUAUGACUUCGUUUUCGUUAUGACUUCAUUAUGACUUCAUUAUGACUUCGUUGUGACUUCGUUAUGACUUCAUUAUGACUUCAUUAUGACUUCAUUAUGACUUCAUUAUGACUUCGUUGUGACUUCGUUAUGACUUCAUUAUGACUUCAUUAUGACUUCAUUAUGACUUCAUUAUGACUUCGUUGUGACUUCGUUAUGACUUCAUUAUGACUUCAUUAUGACUUCGUUGUGACUUCGUUAUGACUUCAUUAUGACUUCAUUAUGACUUCGUUGUGACUUCGUUAUGACUUCAUUAUGACUUCAUUAUGACUUCGAUGUGACUUCGUUAUGACCGUUAUGACUUCAUUAUGACUUCGUUAUGACUUCGUUAUGACUUCCACUCAACCAGGUAUUACUUCAGUUUCAUCAACACAAGAGGAGGAGCGGCACUAUAAUAAAAGAAAGGAGACGGAGAAAAUAUCCCAUCCAUAGAAAACAUAAACAUUGUUUGUUUGUUUGGACCUUUGGUCUGAGCGAUGCAUUAGAGGACAUUGUAGCAUGAAAGAAAAAAAGAGAAGAAAAAAAAUGUCUAUUAUUGUCAUGAGGAAUUUUCAUUACCUAGCAGUUUUAGAGGAGGGAGGGAGGGGGUGAACAGUGAACUGUCCUGUUGGCUGUAUGUUUUAAAAGAGUUUUAAAGGAGUUGUAUGUUUUUAAGGUUUAAAGUGGUAUACUUUUAAUGAUCCAUUAUGGAAACAUGAUAUUCGUUUAUUGGUUAAUUGGUUAAUUGGUUAAUUGGUUAUGGUCCUGUGGUUCACAAAUAAAACACAAAGAAAGGUUAACUUUGAGCUUUUAAAAAGCUUCAGUUUCUUGUUUUUUGCCCUUUUUAUUUUGAGACCCAGUAUUAUGUUGACUAACUUCAGAUACAGAAAUCAUGAAUGAUUAUCAAUUGUUAGUUUAUACUUUAUGGUUAUGACUAUGUAAU